ACUGGUGGAAGGUUCUGGAAAGAUCUCUCCGGCUGCUGGGUCUGCCGGCCCGGUGAAGGACACCUGCUGCGAGGCCGAGUGGGCAGUCCAGGUGGGGGCCGUGGACAUGGAGAGAGACAGGGAAAUGGCUUCCGACAUCCCUGGAUCGGUGACCUUGCCCGUGGCCCCCAUGGCGGCCACCGGACAGGUGAGGAUGACCGGGGCCAUGCCAGCCCGUGGAGGAAAGCGGCGUUCUGGGAUGGACUUUGACGACGAGGAUGGAGAAGGGCCCAGCAAGUUUUCAAGAGAGAACCACAGCGAGAUCGAGAGGCGGCGGCGGAACAAGAUGACGCAGUACAUCACGGAGCUGUCGGACAUGGUGCCCACGUGCAGCGCGCUGGCCCGCAAGCCGGACAAGCUCACCAUCCUCCGCAUGGCCGUGUCACACAUGAAGUCCAUGAGGGGCACCGGCAACAAGUCCACGGACGGCGCCUACAAGCCUUCCUUCCUGACGGAGCAGGAACUGAAGCACCUCAUCCUCGAAGCAGCCGAUGGAUUUCUGUUUGUAGUCGCGGCAGAGACAGGACGAGUGAUUUACGUGUCUGACUCCGUCACCCCUGUUCUGAACCAGCCCCAGUCAGAGUGGUUUGGGAGCACCUUGUAUGAACAGGUGCAUCCCGACGACGUGGAGAAGCUGAGGGAACAGCUGUGCACCUCAGAAAACUCGAUGACAGGCCGGAUCCUGGACCUGAAGACGGGGACGGUCAAGAAAGAGGGGCAGCAGUCUUCCAUGAGGAUGUGCAUGGGCUCACGGAGGUCCUUCAUCUGCAGGAUGAGGUGUGGAAACGCUCCUUUGGAUCACCUCCCUCUAAACAGAAUAACCACCAUGAGGAAAAGGUUCAGGAACGGUCUUGGUCCCGUGAAAGAAGGGGAGGCCCAGUAUGCUGUGGUCCACUGCACGGGGUACAUCAAGGCGUGGCCCCCGGCAGGAAUGACCAUCCCCGAGGAGGACGCUGAGGUGGGACAGGGCAGCAAGUACUGCCUCGUGGCAAUCGGAAGACUGCAGGUGACCAGCUCUCCCGUGUGUAUGGACAUGACCGGGAUGUCGGUGCCCACGGAGUUCUUAUCCCGGCAUAACUCUGAUGGGAUCAUCACGUUCGUGGACCCGAGAUGCAUCAGCGUGAUCGGCUACCAGCCCCAGGAUCUUCUAGGAAAGGACAUUUUGGAAUUCUGCCACUCCGAGGAUCAGAGCCACCUGCGUGAGAGCUUUCAGCAGGUGGUAAAGCUGAAGGGCCAGGUGCUGUCAGUCAUGUAUCGGUUGCGCACCAAGAACCGCGAGUGGAUGCUGAUCCGCACCAGCAGCUUCACGUUCCAGAACCCCUACUCGGACGAGAUUGAGUACGUCAUCUGCACCAACACCAACGUCAAGCAGCUCCAGCAGCAGCAGGCCGAGCUGGAAGUGCACCAACGGGAUGGGCUGUCCUCCUACGACUUAUCACAGGUUCCCGUCCCCAACCUGCCGGCCGGCGUUCAUGAAGCCGGGAAGUCCGUGGAAAAGGCAGACACCAUCUUCUCCCAGGAAAGGGACCCCCGGUUCACCGAGAUGUUUGCGGGGAUCAGUGCAUCGGAGAAGAAGAUGAUGAGCUCAGCGUCUGCGGCAGGAACGCAGCAGAUCUACUCCCAGGGAAGCCCGUUCCCCCCCGGACACUCGGGGAAGGCCUUCAGCUCUUCAGUGGUCCACGUGCCCAGCGUGAAUGACAUCCAGUCGUCCUCGUCAACAGGCCAGAACAUGUCCCAAAUCUCCCGGCAGCUGAACCAGAGUCAGGUGGCCUGGACAGGGAGCCGGCCGCCCUUUCCCGGACAGCCAAUCCCCUCCCAGUCCAGCAAGACUCAGUCAUCUCCCUUUGGGAUUGGAACGAGCCACACCUACCCAGCAGACCCCUCUUCCUACAGCCCCCUCUCCAGCCCAGCUACCUCGUCGCCCAGCGGGAAUGCCUACUCCAGUCUCGCCAACAGGACUCCAGGGUUCGCUGAAAGUGGCCAGAGUAGCGGGCAGUUCCCAGGGCGGCCGUCGGAAGUCUGGUCACAGUGGCAAAGCCAGCACCACGGCCCGCAGAGCGGUGAGCAGCACUCCCACCAGCAGUCCGGUCAGGCCGAAGUGUUCCAGGACAUGCUGCCCAUGCCCGGAGAUCCGACCCAGGGGACCGGCAACUAUAACAUUGAAGACUUCGCGGACCUGGGCAUGUUCCCGCCGUUUUCUGAGUAGCGGCAGGCAGGUUGCGGCCGGCGCUGGGCAGUGCCCCCCACGCGGGCGGGACCCCCCCACGCCCUGCUUGCCCCGCCUGCCCUGCCACCGGACCCCCCAGCGGAAGGCCUCUCACCCGCACGCUUCCCCCAGCACAGCAUCGCUCAGCCUGCAGCCGGGGCUGCCCGGCCACCCACCAGGAGCCCUGGCGGAUACUGGGGAGCUGCUGUAUUUAUUGUACUCUUACCUGUGUAUGCUUGGGAGGUGAGCCCGUCGGGUCCUGGAGGUCUGGUUGUGAAUAAUCUCAUAGCAGACAGUGUCCACCUAUAAAACGUCCGGUCCCAGUCCCAAGUGCCCAGGCCUGCCCAGGACACAGGAAUGGGUUUCUUCUUGCCUUUGACAUCUGUGGAUGGGUGGGGCUCGGCUGCUGGAAGGGAGGCGAGCAGGAUGCACGGCCUUUGUUCUCCGAGCUGGGACCCAGAGGUGGACCCCGCUCCCCCGUUCCCAGCUCAGCCAAGUCUGUGCGUGCGUCCGUCCGUCCGUCAUGCUGUGGGAUGUGUGUACUCUGUGCGGUGUGAUGUGAAUCCCUGUCCUGAUGGGUGUGCUGUGUCGUGUGGCCAGAGUGAGCGUCCAGAAUCCAGGGGCCCCCGCGUGCAGCCCCCACCCCCAGCGCAUCACCCCCUGGCUGGAGGGAGCUUGGCCCAGGGCCUGGGCGCUGGGCUGGGCGGAGCAGGCUGACGUUUCAUAGUGUCGCCAGGAGUCGUGGCUGGGAACCUGCUUGCCUUCAUGGGUCAGCUCCCGGGUCCAGGCGCCCCUCUGAGAGGAAGCGGCCCCCUCCUCUUCCAGGAGGCCCCCGAGGGAGCACUGGCCCUUCCUGGUUACGCGCAGGUGUCUCCCCCCUGGUUCCCAGCCAGCGCCUGCCAAGGGCACACCUUGAGGUCACAGAGCCCGAGGCCCUUCUGCAGAGGACUGGACGGGAAGGCAGGACGUCCGGGCCUCGGCGGCCACAUUACGCUCAGCAGCUCUGGAGCCGGUUCAGGUGUGGUCCCGUGCGCGUGGAGACGGGAGUUCAGAAACAUCUCCCAGCAGGCCGCCUGGCCUUCCUUCUGCAGCCACCGGGGGCAGAGUGCAGGUCUGUGAGGCAGAAGGCUGGGCUUCCCGUUCUGAUUCUGGUAUGCACUCACCGGGGCCUUGAAUUCCUCGGAUGGCCUCGAGACGGGAGGAAGAGCUGCCUUCUAGAGGCUUCUGCCUGGCUGAGCCCAUGGUCCCUGGCUUGCUCUGUUUCCCUCUAUUCAGUGACCUCGCGGCCCCGUGCCCCGUGCCCCGAGGCAGGCUCUCCGCCUCGCGUCUCUGUCUUUUCCUGACAGCCAGGCUUCCCUUUGGCCUCACCGUCCAUGGGCUCGCUGCCUCCCAAGUGGGAGGAACGCUACACUGGCGGCCCCCUCCGGCCCGGCAGGUGGAGGAGCCCGCGCCCAGGACAGCCCUGCAUCCCUCCCGGGGUCCCUCAGGCAGACGUCCUCAGGCACCCGGCUCAGAGACACCCGUGUCCCCCCCACCCCCAAGAUUUCGGAGGGCCAGCCGAGUGCGGAGGGUUCUGAGCUGCCUGAGGGCAGAGUGAGCCCAGCGGGCAGGAAGGAGCCGGGGGUGGGGUGGGGGGUCGCAUGGACCUCUGCACGCUCUGCGUUAAACGCCAGCCCCCGUGUGGGGUCCAGAGGGGACCCCUGCGCCCUGUCUUGCUUGGAGAGCUCCACCUACAAAAGUCCAAAGUUGUUUGGUAGCAUCCCUGUGGCUGGUAGUCCGCUUUGUGUGCUCCCAGUUCCUAGACUCUCAAUUCACACAGACUGAACAGUUCCUAGAGCGGCUUUUAAUCCUUCGCGUAUAGCAGUGAUUGAGUCCCGGGUUCAGGUCGUUUUACCCUCAGGAGCCUCUUCGCUUCAGGGGACAUGGUGGGCCCGACAGUGCCAGAGCCAGAGGGGGCUCCCCCGUGCGGGCCCUGCCCUUGGGGUCACCUCCGCCUCCGCAGCCUGAGCCUACCCCAAGCAGGGGACACGAUCAUUUCCAAGAAAGGCACAGAAAUCACUUUCAGAUCAAAGAAUGGUUUCUCUGUGAAACAGAAACAGACUUUUUGUGGCCUUUCACCUGUGAGUUUGGAAGUUUGGGGGGUUUCAUGUUUGUUUUUUCCUUGUUUCCUGGAGAGAACUGGGGAUUUCCUUAGAUGUGUCCAUCAGGUUGACGCUGUGACCCGGGGCUGCGCUGGACACCGAGGGGAUGCGGACCAGGGGAACAAGCCUUGCAGCCACUUCUGUCUGUCGGGGUGCAGACAACUCAAGGCUCGGUCCUGGAAGGCAGGGACCGUCGGUGACUGAGGCCGGGCGUGACGGGGAGUACCGUGACUCGGGCGGCCCGGCCCCCUUCCUUCCGGCUCUGUCCCAGGAGCCUCGACAGGGAAGCCCACGGCAGUCCGAUCGGCCUGCAGGAGCGCUCUGUCCUCUCGACUCCCCAUCCUACUCCUUGGUUGUGAUUCUUGGAGGCCAUCCCGUGACCAGUAAGAAAACAGACAGGACUGGAAGGAUCUCUGACCCAAGAGAUGCACCCCCCACCCCGAGGACUCUUGCGCCAGACCGGGAUAAGACUUAAAACCACAGAGGGUCUCAUCCCAGUUUGGAGGAGCGCGUCCUGCGCCAGCCUGUGCAGCCAAGAGGGGGCUGUGUGUGGACCCUCUGUUGGCACGGCGUCCAGCCAGGCCCCGCCCAGACUCCUCUCCCAGCUCGGCCGGGACGCACUCCCUCGCUCACACCCCUCUCCUUGGGCCCGGCAGGCCGGCCUUCCGCAGAACAGGCCGGAGCCUUGGGGGAGGACACCAGGCAGCCAUUUUGAGGCUCACACAGGACUUGGCUGCUGACGGUGGCUGUGGCCGAGGAGGUUCUAGAACAUUCUACCUACGUAUCCCUCCCACGAGUUUUGUUUUUAGCUGUGGUUUCAGGGAGUGAUAGAGCCAUCGCAAACAGCCGCGUUCUCUUCUGCUUCCCGAUAUAUUAAACCCACCCCCUUUGCUGUUUCAUGAAUACCUUGUGGAGAAUGGGAGCGUGUGAGAGUUGAUGGAACUGCCGUCAGGGAGCUCGGACCUUCAGCCAGUAAAGAAACCGUAUCUCCCCCCAGAUUAGCCACACGUGACCGUGACCUCCCAUCCACGUCUGCCAGCCUUAGCCAAGAGAUGGGACGGGCCCUGGGGAAAUGAGUGGUGGCCUCAACCUCGUACAUCAGCCCUUGGGAGCAGCUGAGCUCUGCUGGGACCGUGACCUCCACCCACCUGGGCCCACCUGUUCCCUGCCAGUUAUGACCUGUCGCCUAGCCAGACCAGUCAAAGCGCUAGUGAGUCACGAGUCAGGACACAAGUGGUCCUGGUCGUACCGGAAACUAGGAGUCUCUGGUCGUUACUUGCCAGGGGCCCAUUCCCUCCUCCCUCCAGCCAGUCCUUGUGUGGUGUGUGGUAAGGGGGCCGCUCCCCCUUUCCCUCGACUGCAAGGGUCUGGGACGACCUGAGAGGCACCCGCCAUGGUGCCGGCAGCCAUUCAUGGAGAGAGCUGCCUGGGUCUUGUGGCCAAAGCUGGUUUUGUGGUCCAGCAACCAGCCAAAGCCUGUGUGGGGGCACCGACCGGGAAGGGAGAGGCUGUGCCAGACGCGGGGCGACUGGCUCCCCAGGACAGCCUCGUUCUCCUUCGGAGGUGACAGGCUUCCGUGGACAAUGUAAGCACCUCAUCAUUUCCCUUGUAGCCUUUCUUCGUAUGGCCGUGAGCUGUGCUGUGGAUAAAUCAUCAUUUGUAUUUCUUGAAUGUUCUCUAGGACUAACAGUUAUUGAGUUGGUUGUGUAUAUGUGUAACUAAUGUAACUGCCUUUUAAAAUUCCAUUACAAUAAAAAUGACUUUGCUCUGA
This is a messenger RNA of Neomonachus schauinslandi (Hawaiian monk seal), 6157 nucleotides long. It is a transcript of the gene ARNT2, whose product is annotated as aryl hydrocarbon receptor nuclear translocator 2. NCBI's taxonomy places the organism in Eukaryota, Metazoa, Chordata, Mammalia, Carnivora, Phocidae. Gene Ontology annotation, cellular component: transcription regulator complex; cytoplasm; nucleus. The record is from RefSeq and is a predicted model, not a curated record. Gene Ontology annotation, molecular function: protein dimerization activity; RNA polymerase II cis-regulatory region sequence-specific DNA binding; DNA-binding transcription factor activity, RNA polymerase II-specific. The transcript is spliced from 19 exons. Bases 107 to 2245 code for a protein of 712 amino acids. Gene Ontology annotation, biological process: regulation of transcription by RNA polymerase II.